This is a messenger RNA of Scylla paramamosain (green mud crab), 2144 nucleotides long. RefSeq names its product protein pelota-like (gene pelo). Bases 119 to 1276 code for a protein of 385 amino acids. The transcript is spliced from 10 exons. Lineage: Eukaryota; Metazoa; Arthropoda; Malacostraca; Decapoda; Portunidae. Gene Ontology annotation, biological process: RNA surveillance; nonfunctional rRNA decay; nuclear-transcribed mRNA catabolic process, no-go decay. The record is from RefSeq and is a predicted model, not a curated record. Gene Ontology annotation, cellular component: cytoplasm.
GUUCUACGUGCCAGGGGCGAGGAACCGUUCCCGGGAGGAGACGGGUCUUGUCAGUCACCCGAAGUCAGCCAGAUGUGUCUCCACGCUACUUGUUCUUUAUCAACCCAUUAUAUUAAAAAUGAAGCUGAUACAUAAAGAAAUUGAUAAAGAUGGACGCGGGAAGAUGGUGUUGCUGCCAGAUGAGGGAGAGGACAUGUGGCACACUUAUAACAUCGUUAUGGAGGGAGACCGACUGCGUGCAUCCACCAUCCGUAAGGUGCAGCAGGCUUCUGUCACAGGCUCCUCCACCUCUUCCCGCGUCCGCACCACCAUCACCAUCCAGGUGGAAGCCAUCACCUUUGAUACCGGUGCUUGCAUGCUCAGGGUGAAAGGCAGGAAUGUGGAGGAGAACCAGUACAUCAAGAUGGGUGCAUACCACACCGUUGACCUGGAACUCAACCGCAAGUUUACCAUCUUUAAGGAGCAGUGGGACUCUGUUACCAUUGAGCGUGUGGAGACUGCUUGUGACCCAGCUGCUCAUGCAGACUUGGCAGCAGUGGUGAUGCAGGAAGGACUUGCCUUUGUAUGCCUCAUCACCUCUGCCAUGACUGUGGACCGAGCCAAGAUUGUCUACAACAUACCCAAGAAAGGAAAGGCUGAUGAUACUCAGAGGAAAAAGGCAAUCACCAAGUACUAUGACCAAGUAAUGACAGCCAUCUUGCGACACCUUAACUUUGAUGUGGUGAAGGCAGUGGUCAUUGCCUCUCCUGGGUUUGUGAAGGACCAGUUCUUUGACCACAUGAUGAAGAAUGCUGUUCAGACUGACAACAAACUACUGCUGGAAAACAAAAGUAAAUUUGUCCUUGUGCAUUCCUCCAGUGGCUUCAAACAUUCCCUUAGAGAGGUGCUGGAGGACCCUGCUGUAGCAAUGAGGCUGUCAGACACCAAGGCUGCUGGUGAAACCAAGGCACUACAACAGUUUAUGUCAUUACUGGCUUCUGAUCCUGACCGAGCUUACUAUGGCAUCAAACACGUUGAGCGUGCUAAUGACAGCCAAGCCAUAGAGACCUUAUUAGUUUCAGAUACUCUAUUCAGGUCCAAAGAUUUAGCUGAGAGGCAACGUUAUGUACGGCUUGUGGAUAGUGUGAAGGAAAAUGGAGGUGAAGUCAGGAUAUUCUCCAGCUUACAUGUGUCUGGAGAACAGUUGGACCAGAUGACUGGGGUGGCUGCUCUCUUGCGUUUCCCUAUGCCAGAGAUUGAAGAAGAGGACCAUUCCCUUGAUUCUGACUCUGAAUAAAAAUGGCAUGAAGUAAAAUGAACUAUAGCUGACAGGUGAACUACCUUUUUACUAGAUCCCAGCCAUUGCAGAGAGAGAUCAAAUUGGCCAAGAAUGUAUGUAUUAUUGUAACUACUGGUGCAUGAAACUUAAUGUUCAAACUUUAUAACUCCUACUGUAGAUCAUGAACAAAGGAGCAUAGGUGAUCAUAUAAAUCAAACAAAAUGCUCAUGAUACAUUAUGAAAAAUAUUGCAUAUAAAAGAAUAUGAUCAAACAAUAGGAAAUGUCAUUGAAAAAGCAAGACUCCCAAUCAUCUGAACCUGAAAAAUGUGGCUUUAGUUUAUUGGCAUAGGAUAGAGAUCAAUAAGAUGCAAAAGAACUAGACAUCAAAGGUCACAUAGAGGUAUGACAAUGGAAUAAAGGGAUGGUUAUGUGUGUGAAAAAAUACAUAAGGUAAGGAUCCAUAAAUCACUAAAAUAUCAACAUCACUAGAAUCAUCACAACUACUAACCUGACAGAUGCAGCCCAUGAGUAGGGAUGGAGGAAUGGAUAAUACAAGGUGAGAUGUCAAUGAUAUAUCUUUUUAACAUUAUAUGUUUAUGCAUCUGAUGAUGGUUGUUCAGCAAGGGUCUGUCCUCCCUAAUUACACAGGCUCAAAGGCUACAGAUGCUUUUCAAUUUUGUAUUAGGGAAUUUGUGCUCAUGUAUAAGGGUGUGUGGCUUUGGUUACCUGCUUUGUGAUAAUGUCAACCUGAUAUACAGAUAUUGUUUCAAUUGUACAAUGUAUAAAGUAACAAGUACAACAAUUAGAACUUACAAAAGAAUGUCUCAAUGAUCUGGACUGUAAAAAAAAAAAAAAAGAUAAAGAAUAAAGGAUAAGGAAUGAGAA